This is a messenger RNA of Eufriesea mexicana, 1009 nucleotides long. RefSeq names its product embryonic stem cell-specific 5-hydroxymethylcytosine-binding protein. Lineage: Eukaryota; Metazoa; Arthropoda; Insecta; Hymenoptera; Apidae. The record is from RefSeq and is a predicted model, not a curated record. Gene Ontology annotation, molecular function: single-stranded DNA binding. The coding region runs from base 29 to 976 and encodes 315 amino acids. The transcript has 6 exons. Gene Ontology annotation, biological process: protein-DNA covalent cross-linking repair.
ACUACGUGAAAAGAGUGGUGCGAGAAACAUGUGUGGUCGAACAGCUUGUUCUCUGAACCCGGAUACUUUGUGCCGUGCGUGCAGCUAUAGGGAUGCAGCCGGCAAACAACGCACGACAACAUGGACCAAAAGUGACGUCAAGUACGUUCCAUCUACCAAUAUUGGACCUAAGGAUAGUCUUCCAUGUAUCGUUGUUGGCUCACACUUUGGUAAACAGGACGAACGAGUCCUUUGUGCUAUGAUGUGGAGCAUGAUUCCACCCUGGAACGAGGGAAAUUAUAAAAAGCACAAUUUGUCGACGCAUAACGCACGAUUGGAAAAUAUAAAAAAUUCCAAAUUAUACAAUCCACCACUACGUAAGGGAUAUAGAUGUAUUGUACUUUGUGAAGGAUAUUAUGAAUGGAAAGCUGGAAAAACAAAGAAAGAUCCUAAACAACCGUAUUAUAUAUAUGCUACUCAAGAAAAAGGAGUAAAGGCAGAUGAUUCUUCAACAUGGAAUGAUGAAUGGUCUGAGGAAUCUGGUUGGAAAGGAUAUAAACUUCUACAAAUGGCAGGAAUUUUUAAUACAUUUAAAACGACAGAGGGUAAAACAAUAUAUAGUUGUACAAUUAUUACAACUGAGUCAAACAGUGUUCUUUCUUGGUUGCAUAAUCGUAUACCUGUAUUCCUAAACAAAGAGGAAGAUAUACAGAUUUGGUUGAAUGGAGAGCUAUCAGUAGCUGAAGCUGUUGACAGAUUAAACAAAUUAACGUUAUCAGAUGGUGAUUUAAGUUGGCAUACAGUUUCAACUCUGGUAAACAAUGUAUUAUGCAAAAGUGAAGAUUGCAGAAAGGAGAAAAAAGCCAUAGCAGAGAAAAAAAACAACCCUACUAGUUUUAUGGCUUCUUGGUUGAAGAAGGGGUGUGCAGAGUCAGCUAAGAGAAAAUGUACCGAAACUGAAAAAAGUGAUAACAUACCAUCCAAAAUUGCAAAGUAAUAAUUGCAAAUGACAAAAAAAAAUGUUGUCCAA